GCGAAUUAAUUAAGGAGCUAUGGAAGACCAAGAAAAAGACCAGAUUCCCCUUUCAACCCCUUACAAAAUGGGUAAUUUCCAACUUGCACAUAGGAUUGUAUUAGCACCGUUGACGAGGUGUAGAUCCUACGAUAGUAUUCCUCAAUCGCAUGCUAUCUUAUAUUACUCUCAAAGAACCACCAAAGGCGGUUUCCUGAUCUCUGAAGCCACUUGCAUAUCGAGUGCUGCCCAAGGAUUUAAAGAUGCUCCUGGAAUAUGGUCAAAAGUACAUAUAGAGGCCUGGAAACCCAUUGUAGAUGCGGUUCAUGCUAAAGGCGGCGUUUUUUUCUGUCAACUCUGGCAUCCUGGGAGGGCUUCAGAUCAAAGUAUGCUUUUGAUUUACACAACAAUUAAUGGGCUUUAUUUAUUUUUAUGCCCUUUGAUCUCCUUUGCAAAUAUUGUCCUAUUCCUGUACACAUAUGAUAAUCUGUUCCUGGAAACAGGUUUUGAACCGAAUGCUGGACAACCACCAGUCUCUUCAACUGAUAAACAAUGUAGUCCAGUAGUUGAAAACGAUGGGGAAGUUACAUUUAAUUUUUUACCACCCCUGAAGCUAAAAACAGACGAAGUUAGUCUGGUUGCUAAUGAUUACAGGAUUGCAGCAAGAAACGCUAUAGAAGCAGGUUUUGAUGGAGUCGAAAUACAUGGAGCUCACGGGUACCUAAUUGACCAGUUUCUGAAAGAUCAAGUCAAUGAUAGAACUGACAAAUAUGGGGGUUCAUUAGAGAACCGUUGCAGAUUUGCUCUUGAAGUGGUGGAAAGCAUAGCAAAUGAGAUUGGAGCAGACAGAGUUGGCAUCAGGCUCUCACCAUUUGCUGAUUAUAUGGAUUCAGAAGACUCGAACCCAGAAGGUUUAGGUCUUCACAUGGCUAAAUCACUAAACAAAUAUGGGAUUCUGUAUUGCCACAUGGUAGAGCCCAGGAUGAAACAAGUGGAAGAGCGCAGUGAAUUCUCCAUCAGUCUACGACCCAUGAGACGGGCUUUUAAUGGUACUUUCAUUGCUGCUGGUGGGUACAAGAGAGACGAUGGUAACACUGCUAUUACUGAAGAACAUGCUGAUCUUAUAGCAUAUGGUCGUUUGUUCUUGGCAAAUCCAGACUUGCCUAAAAGAUUUGAGCUUCAUGCUCAACUUAAUAAGUAUGAUAGAAAAACAUUCUAUACAACAGAUCCGGUUGUUGGCUACACAGAUUAUCCAUUUCUCGAAAAAAUGUAGUUCAAAAUUCAUGGCAUUUAUCAAUCUACUUGUAUUAAAGUAUGCAUGGUUACUAAUAGUUACACCUUCA
Messenger RNA from Erigeron canadensis, 1322 nucleotides. RefSeq names its product putative 12-oxophytodienoate reductase 11. NCBI's taxonomy places the organism in Eukaryota, Viridiplantae, Streptophyta, Magnoliopsida, Asterales, Asteraceae. The transcript is spliced from 4 exons. Gene Ontology annotation, molecular function: FMN binding; oxidoreductase activity. The record is from RefSeq and is a predicted model, not a curated record. The coding region runs from base 20 to 1252 and encodes 410 amino acids.